GAAAGCAAACGUGGGCCGUAGAAGACGAACCACACAACUGCGACAGCUGAUAGAGCUCAGGAUCACAAGAGUGGGAAGACGAUUCUGAGUUUCUGAUUUUAUAUAUAAAAAAAACAGGUAUUUUACAUAAUUCUUCUCUUUUUCCUCUAAAAUGGGUACCCAGAGGAAGAAAAAAAGUUAACAGCAAAAGUUUUCCUCCAACAGAAAUGGACCUGGCUUUUGCUUCCCCCAUGUAUCUGUCUACUGGAAAGAGAACUCUUGAGAAGAUUAAGCCUCAUAGCUCCAUGCUUACUGCAAGCCAAAAGUCUUUUCCUCGGAGAUUAUCACCAUGUUUGGCAACUUUAUCAUCCCAAGUAACUCAGGCAUUGGAAUUUGAGGUUGAGAACAAAAAACAUGAUUUGUUGAGAGCAGUUCAGGACACCCAACGGGGCCUCACAACAACGGCUGAUCAGCGCUCUCUAAUAGAGGAGGCCUUGGUGAGCGUGGAAGGGUACAACAGGGGUACUCCAAUUGACUUGGUGAAAUUGGAUGGGACAUGGCGCUUGCAGUAUACCUCUGCUUCUGAUGUUCUCAUUCUUCUGGAGGCUGCUGCAAGGCUUCCUUUCUUCCAGGUUGGGCAGAUCUAUCAGAAAUUUGAAUGUCGGGAUCAAUCUAGGGGAGGUAUAAUCCGAAAUGUUGUUCGAUGGAGUAUCCCAAAUCUGUUUGAGGAACAAGAGGGUGCAACUUUGCUUGUUUCUGCAAAAUUUGAUGUCGUUUCCGUUCGUAAUAUCUACCUUCAGUUUGAAGAGAUCACUGUUCAAAAUAUAAAAAUCAGUGAAGAACUGCAGGCUCUAAUCGCCCCAGCAAUACUACCCCGAUCAUUUUUAAGUCUGCAGAUUUUGCAGUUCCUUCGUUCUUUCAAAGCUCAAUUUCCUGUAACAAAUAGAGCACUUUCUGCAACAGAUCCAGGAAGACGAUCAAUAGGUGGUCUAUAUUACCUUUCUUACUUGGAUUCCAACAUGCUUUUGGGGCGCUCAGUUGGUGGAGGAGGAGUAUUUGUCUUUACUAAAGCUCAGCCCCUUGACUGAAGAUAUGCAUGUUACAGCUAGCCGGCAAAGUGUCUGAUUUUAAAAUGAUUAUUUGGUAGCGUGGUAUUGGAACUUCCAUUUUCAUAAAAAUUGAGAAGGGAGAUCUUCAAAGACAUGUAUCUGACAUUGUUCUUUUACUUAGCCUGCGUAAUCUUCAUGUUUCCAGCUCUGAUCAAGGUGAAGUUGAUUCUUAUGUACACGUAUACGACUAAUGGAGUAGUUUGGAAAUUGUUAUUUGGAGUUGCUUUCUUCAUGGCAGCUAUGGUGUUCAUAUGUUUACUGGAUGCAACCAAAAAAAAACUCAGUAUAUAAUUUAAACAAGUAUAUCACAGAAUGCGUUAAAGGUAAAGAAACUUCAUGGGUUAUUCAUACUCGUGAGCUGUGUAAUAUGGUGAAUAUGCUUAAGCAUACUUAAUAAUGGAUUGAUGUAGUUGAAAAGACUUGAUUUUGUGAAAAUAUCAAGCUCCUUCAAUGACAUGCGUGUUCUUACAGGCCA
Messenger RNA from Humulus lupulus (European hop), 1563 nucleotides. RefSeq names its product probable plastid-lipid-associated protein 10, chloroplastic. The coding region runs from base 207 to 1067 and encodes 286 amino acids. Lineage: Eukaryota; Viridiplantae; Streptophyta; Magnoliopsida; Rosales; Cannabaceae. The transcript is spliced from 10 exons. The record is from RefSeq and is a predicted model, not a curated record.